GACCUGGCUCCCAGCCAGUGGCAGAAGCUGAUGGGAGGAACCAACGGAGCGUGCAAAAAGCCAACAUGACUAACGGAUCGCGGAAUGGUGUGAGUCCUUAUGUGCUUGGAUCUCCCGGAAUGUAAGAGGAGGCAACCCGGCGGCUCUUUUCAGUCUCCUGCCUCCGAGUGGAUCUGUGACUCCCAAAGCAGAGCUCUGCUGCUUUGGGGAAGGGUUAAGGAAGGAUAGAACAUGGCCUGCAUUUUGAAGCGCAAGGCCGUUGUUGUAAUUGGCUGUAUAGCUGCUUUUCUAAUCCUCAUCAUUGCCCGCCUUACAAAUGAAGUCAGCUUUCCCCUCAUGCUCAGCUGCUUCGGACAAUCCAGUGUCCAGUGGAUGCCAUUUUCCUAUACGCAAAAACGACAUCGAAGGGCUCACUAUGGAUAUCUUAAUGUGAAAAACCAAGAGCCUUUGCAGCUGGAGUGUGAUCUCUGUGCCAUUAUUUCAAACUCGGGUCAGAUGACAGAACAGAAAGUAGGAUCUGAAAUUGACCAGGCUUCCUGUAUAUGGAGAAUGAAUAAUGCUCCCACCAAGGGCUAUGAAGAAGAUGUUGGGAAAAGGACAACAGUAAGAGUCGUCUCCCAUACCAGCGUCCCUCUUUUGCUUAAGAAUGCAGACUAUUUUUUCAAGGAAACCAAUAGUACAAUUUACGUCAUCUGGGGACCUUUCCGAAAUAUGAGAAAAGAUGGAAGUGGCAUUGUAUAUAAUAUGCUGAAGAAGACUGUGGACAGUUAUCCUGGGGCCAAAAUCUAUGUGACCACUGAAAAACGGAUGAGCUACUGUGAUGAGAUCUUUAAAAAGGAAACUGGGAAGGAUCGAAUCCAGUCAGGUUCCUAUCUCAGCACUGGUUGGUUCACCUUAAUUCUAGCGAUGGAUGCCUGCUACAGAAUACAUGUCUACGGAAUGAUAAAUGACACAUACUGCAAGUCAGAAGGCUUUAGGAAAGUCCCGUAUCACUACUAUGAACCUGGGAGGAGUGAAUGCGAUGAGUACGUCCUUCAUGAAAAUGCACCCUAUGGAGGCCACAGGUUCAUCACAGAAAAGAAAGUAUUUGCUGAAUGGGCUAAGAAACAUACAAUAACAUUUACACACCCUAAUUGGACCUUGUCUUGAUGCUGGUUGUCACAGACUUCCACAACAUAGGCUCUGGAUUUAAAUGACAAUCCUCCUUAGGUGAUAAUGCAGAAAGUGAUGGUUCUGCUGUGUGCUGUUUGUGUGUCUGUGUGUGCUCAGCUAUGGAAGAUUCUUACUCGGUCUCAUUUUAACUGGAUUUUUUUUUAGAAGUUUGACAUGGCAACAUUUGCUAGAGCAGGGUUCUUCAAACUUGGCCCUUUUAUGACUUGUGGACUUCAACUCCCAGAAUUCCUCAACCAGGCAUGCUGGCUGAGGAAUUCUGGGAGUUGAAGUCCACAAGUCAUAAAAGGGCCAAGUUUGAAGACCCCUGUGCUAGAAGAUGAAGUUCUGCUAGGAGGGGAAAACACUGCUCUGGGUUUUGUGGAUAAUGUCUCUAGUACUUGAAUUUAAAUGAUAAAUGCUACUAUUAAAGCAACCCAUCGUUUGGGGCAGUAACAGCCAGACAAAUCAGUCUUGUAACUAUACAGUUUGCAUGGCUGAAGAUUUAUUGCAAAUGAGCCACUUAGAGAUGUGCUAAGAAGAUCCUGAUUGCUCUUGAUUUCUAGAAGAGGACUGAGUAAGUCUGAAGCUCAGAGACAAUCCGUAUGGCAGAAUGCCUCCAUAACCUCCAGGUGUUCUGUCAUGGUCUCAAUUUUCUCAGCAUCUAUUUAUUUAAGUUAUAUCGCUUUUUUGGAGCACAACUAAGAGUGGUGUCUAAGUCCAGGUAAUAUAGUUUUGGGCAAUGACAUUUCUUGUGAUCUUGAGCAGUUCUCAGUUCUCAAACACCUACCUCACAAGGUGUUGUGAAGAGAAAUCAAGGCUACUACAGUACAAUGAUUUUUUUUAAUCAAUCAAUAUGCUUAUUUAUAUUUUUAUAUAAGUUCAUGGAUUCUUGACACAUAUUCCUCCUUAUCUCCUAUUUAAGAAUACUAAACCCAUGUGUAUGAAAUGAUUUCUUUGAAACUCUACAGCGACAUUCCAACUCCAAAAGCUCAGUGUGGAUUAAUUUCUUCAAAAGAUUCUUUUUCACAUACAUUUUUUUUCCUUUUGAUGGUAAGAGAGCCUGGAAUGCUUAAUAGCUGCCCAUGUGUAAUUGAAGUGCUGCACGCCUUGUUUUAUCCAUGCCGUAGAGACCAUGCAAAGCAUUCGAUCAUUUAAAUUCCAUUUUACUUAGAAAGAUUUAUUACAGAGAUAUGAGAUCUAAAAAGAAGGAAAGAAAGCAGUGACAGACAUUAUACCAAAAUUUCAUUCUAUUUUUAAGUUGAGGAAUCAUUUCAAUUUAUAUCAGAAGUGUGUGUGUGUGUGUGUGUGUGUGUGUGUGUAAAACCGUCUAAAUAACUUUAAGUUCCAUAUCACUUCAAAAAGUUCCUUAAAAAUCUGCAAAAUACUUGGAUAUCCUUCCUGCAAUACUGUAAUCAUACUGCUAAAACUUGAAAAAAAAAGAUUUAUUGAUCUUUUUUUUUUGUAUAAAAUGCCCAAGAGGCUAAGUAUUGAAUUCAUCCCACAUUUUGUAUUGCUUUGCUGAAUCAUGAAAAGGCAAUAGCAAAGUCAUAUUUUUUUACAUAUUAAAACGUUUGUAUAAGGACUGAUUUUUGUAUUGUAUAUUUGUAUAUGAAGGUCUAUAAGUCCUAUAUAGUCGCGUUACCACUGUUACUAAGUGCCAUGCUGCUACAUAUUGUGUGGUUGUGUACUUUGAGCCAAGAAUAGCUACCUUCUGCUUCAGUAUCCAAAGGUAAAUUGUUCACUCUCAUUCUGGGAAAUUUUGGUAACAUCUAAUAAGUUACCACAAAUCUCUGUUUUAUUUAGAAGCUUGUCACUACCUCUAAGAAAACACAAAGUUGUGUCAGAUGGUUCAGCAGUCGAGGUUACAACAGAAUGUGUGUAUGGAAAAUAUCAUUUACCAUCAGUAUAUUCCAGGGCUCUGCAUUUUUACUAUUCUUCUGUUGAUUCCAGUUUUUUCCCCAUGACUAUAUUAUUACUUCUGACUUGUUUGAAUUGCCUUCAUAUGCUAAUGUAUAUAUCUUUUUUGAAAGUCUAAUAUUUUUCUUCUUUAUAGAACUUCAUAUGCAUUGUACUUGGUAGGAAUAGCAUGAUAUGAAUGCUAUUGAGUUAUUAAAGUGGGAUUUAGGAAUUUAUGACUCUAUGUACAAUACCCACAUAUAUCCAUUUUAUACUAACUCUAUAAUAUAGUUUCCUUCCAGAAAAUUCUCCUAGAUUCAACAGUGUCAAGAACACUUGAUUCCUAGACAUCCUUGGUAUUUCUUGGAAUUACAUGAUCAAAUUAAAUCACUGAGGAGUCUGUAGGGCAGGGGUCCCCAAGCCGUUAGGUGCAGCUCACUACCGGGCCAUGGCCUGCUGGCCACUGGGCCAUGAGUGGCUGGCCAGUGCACUCGCAUGUGUGCACGGACUACCCCCCACUCAUGUGAGUGUUGCCCGGAGCUUCACACAGACACUAGAGGCCCUGUUUGUAUCGUGUGGGCACUAGCAUCGUCCCAAGCAUCAUGUGGACACUAACAUCCUGUUUGUGGUGUACGCUUGCUCACGGCCCUGUUUGCGGUGCUCGUAUGCUCCCGGUCCCAUUUUUAAAUGCAUGCAUAAAGGUCCCUGUCCCUCCCUUUCCCUCAGAAAGUUGGGGACCUCUGCUGUAGGGUAUAUAUUCAAGAGAAGAACCAACCAAAGUGGGAGCUGAAAGUUUUAAUACUAAAUCAAGAGUAUGGUCAUUGGCAUAUCUAAAAGAAUGAAAGAGAGAAGAAACUUGGUUGUCGUUUAACUGUUCCCUUGAUUGUGUUGUACAGGUUUCUUUGAUCUUAAUAGUUUCCGGGUUUGCCAUUUGGGAUAAAUCAGAAGUUGGCGAUUUGAAUUUGCUGCCCUUGAGCUAAUUCCAAACUUUUCUCUGAGCAAUCAAUUCUUUGGCUUUGUAAAAAGAAUAGUUUGUCAUUCCUUAGAGGUGAAGAGGAAAAAAAAAGCAGGAGAAGGUAAGACCAAAAAGAAAUAAAAUAAAAUAACGGGGCAUAGCAAAGAAAAAGAAAGUAGCAUCCAUGCCAUAUUUGGCCCUGGGUCCAUAAUCCAUCAUCCUUUGCUUUUUCCAUUGCUAGCUCACAUUAUCUAUGAUGGAAUAAAACCUUCAAUAAAAAUGUACCCACAACAUACGAAUUGAUUUUCCACAUAAACACUACACUAAGAAUUGAGUGAUAUGCCCUGCAGUGUUUUGGAUUCAAUUAGAGGUAGUCUUCGGCUUAUAACCAUUUGUUUAGUGACCAACAGCACUGAAGAAAGUGACUUAGGACUGGUUUUCAGCUUACAAUCAUUGCAGCAUUCCCAUGGUCACAUGAUCAAA
Molecule: messenger RNA, 4486 nt
Organism: Crotalus tigris (Tiger rattlesnake)
Lineage: Eukaryota; Metazoa; Chordata; Lepidosauria; Squamata; Viperidae
Gene: ST6GALNAC3
Product: ST6 N-acetylgalactosaminide alpha-2,6-sialyltransferase 3
Exons: 5
Coding region: 232-1149 (305 amino acids)
Biological process (GO): ganglioside biosynthetic process; oligosaccharide metabolic process
Molecular function (GO): alpha-N-acetylgalactosaminide alpha-2,6-sialyltransferase activity
Source: RefSeq, a predicted model, not a curated record